CUUAACUUCAAAUAUUGUUUUGGAGGUUUCAUUUUUUCCUCAAAUAUAAAUGUCUCCAUCAUAAACCACACAAUCAUCAAUCCAAAUUUCAAUCAAAUAUGAAGCAAUCAGCCGGAGUUCUCUUCCUCUGCAUCGUUCUCAUCUCCUUCGUCACCGGAAAUGCUAAUUCCGGUAUGAUAUCCGAUCUCUGCAAACACUCCGACGAUCCAAACCUCUGUCUCUCCAGCAUAACUUCACGUCCCGAGUCCGGCGAAUUCGCAGGCACCAGCAACCAGAUCGAGAUCAUAGCUAUCUCCGCCGCAUCAGCCAACGCCUCCGCCACUUCCUCCUACAUCAAACAAAAGCUCAGCAACGAAGAUUUGGAGCCGGCUAUUGAGGACACGCUUGAGGACUGUCAGAAAGAUUACCAAGAUGCCGUGGAGCAGCUAGAUGACUCGAUCUCCGCCAUGCUCGCAGACGCACACACCGACGUCGAUGUCUGGCUGAGCGCGGCGAUCAGCGCCAUCGAGUCAUGUGGAAGCGCAUUGGGUUCACGCGCUGGGAAUGAUGCUGAGCUUUCCCAGAGGAACGAAGUCUUUCUCAAGCUGUGCAAAAACGCUUUGAUGAUUAACAAAAUGUUAACUUGAGAAUAUUAAUCCCCUAAAUUUGAAUGUACUAUAUUCUAUACGCUUCCCUCUUUUUUUUUUUU
Messenger RNA from Arabidopsis thaliana (thale cress), 688 nucleotides. RefSeq names its product Plant invertase/pectin methylesterase inhibitor superfamily protein. The record is from RefSeq and is marked reviewed. Lineage: Eukaryota; Viridiplantae; Streptophyta; Magnoliopsida; Brassicales; Brassicaceae. The transcript has a single exon. Bases 99 to 626 code for a protein of 175 amino acids.